AUGACCCUUGGCAACCUCUAUACCACCCUUGAUGAGAUCCAGAGCAGCCUCCAACGCAUCCACCUCCAAAUGGCGCCUCAAGACAGAUAUCCACCAGCUGAACCGAGUAGUUUCCCGUGGUCGCCCCAGUACGCUAUGUUGCACAUGUCCUACUACCAGUGUCAAUGCGACCUAUAUCGCAGCUUCCUCCGAGGACACCCGGACACGGCUGCGCAGAGCUGCAUUGACGAGAUCCACCCGGCUGAUAUCACACUGUUGGGCAGUCGGGCUAUCCAGAAUGCGCGCCAAGUGCUAUGUGUCCUCGCCGACUACGACCAGCAUGCCGACCCAUCUCAGCCGCUCGACUGGGAUGCCGCAGUCUGUGGCUACCAGGCCACUCGAUUUGUGCUCUUUGGCAGCACGUACGACAGAACACAGGGCACACGAUCUACGGCUGACACCUCUGCAGUGCGCAUCGCCAUCUCCAAGGGCCAGGAUGUGCUCGAUACCUUGUCACGCCGAUUUGCCUUUUCUGUCGCGGUCCAGCCCAUGCGCGACGAUCUCACACGACUCGUGGCCCGCUACCGCCGCCUGCUACGGUCGUCACCAAUGAACAACGACAACGAGUCCGUCUUUAGCGCCCAUCGUGGCAUCCGCAUCCCGCCCGGUGUGACAAAGGAAGCCGGAUCUCACCAGUUUCUCGCUGUCCACAGUCUUCUCCUACGCUCCGAUUUUGUGGAUGAUAGCCGUGAGGCCGUAAGGGAAGGCGCUGCACGCCCAACAGCGUCUAAUGCAUCUGUAGCCGAACGGAGCAAAGACAACGCCGGCACCGCCGAUGUGGCUGGGAUGAUUCCUCCAGCCUGGUCGCCGACCCGCAUCGAUGUUGUUCAAAAUCAACAUCAGCGGCAGGACAACUGCAACACCGGGCACGUGACAGAAUACUGGGCAGAUGCGGGCACGGAUGUUAACAACGACGUUGGCGAUGCGGCUGUCACGACGUUUGACCUUCCGCCGCUGUUUGGCGAUCUGAUGGGUGACGGUCCUGGGUUUGACUUUGGACUGUGGUCGGAUAUGCUGGGUACCUACGGCAAUCCUGUUCCUCAAGGGAGCAGAGUGGGCAUGGAUGAGCAGCAAAUGUUCUAG
Messenger RNA from Sporothrix schenckii 1099-18, 1122 nucleotides. RefSeq lists its product as uncharacterized. The transcript has a single exon. The record is from RefSeq and is a predicted model, not a curated record. The coding region runs from base 1 to 1122 and encodes 373 amino acids. NCBI's taxonomy places the organism in Eukaryota, Fungi, Ascomycota, Sordariomycetes, Ophiostomatales, Ophiostomataceae.